UUGAAUUUCUCCAACUUAUCAAUUAAUUUCUACUGCCAGUAGUCAUUUGGGUUGUAUUACUAAAAUUGAAACUUAGUGUGGGUGAAUAAAAUUUAUCUAAUUAUAAUAAUUAUUAAAAAAAAAAAGAUAUAGAAUGUAGUACAUUUAACUUUAAGGGUAUUCUUGUGUACCAGCCAUUUAUUGUUGGUUAUUCUCACAUGGUGAAAAUGCUUUUAAUGUUCAGGUUAUUUAUUAACUGUUUAAUAAAAAGGUUGUAGCAUGCUGAGUGUGCAUGUUUUUAGAUUUGACUUGAGUUUUAGAUGUGGUUACCUAUCUGUCUGCGGGUUGGCCCUGUGGUGAGAAAAUCAAUCAUGCACAAUACUAGAGUGAAGUUGAACUCUGAGCAAGGGUGCUCCACAUAAGUGAUUUGGAGUUGGACAGAAGGUAAUACAAUACAAAGGGCAUCAGCUGUGAUAUUUGGUUUUCUCCCUACCUUCGGGCCAUCUCUCCUGCACAUGUACGGAACCUCAAGCGGCGGCACCAUGGGGACCACCGGCGAGGACGGGCCCUUCCACAGAGGGGCACUACUGGUAUCCCUGAAGACCAUCGUGCCGUACUACCAGCAAGGAGUCCGGAGUACUAGUGUGGAACCAGUCACUCCUGUAAAGUCUGAUCAUCUGUGGGUCAUGGAGGAUUUCUGCGUAUACUGCCCCAUAUUUGAGGUGUCCAUGCUCGACCGGCGAGUCUCUGGGAAGUUCUGCGGAGUUGCUAUUACUAUAGGCGAAAUAAAUGCUGACAAUGGCGGCGAUGAAGAUUUUGCAACAAUGCAGAGUGAAAUAAAAGCCCGUAAACUCCACUACACUGGUACUAUGGACGUGUUGAAGUCGAAGCCAGCGUACGGCUACUUGGACUUUCCUAAUGGGUACCCAGUGCUGCAGCUGGCCACUCGCCUUCCAGACUUCAGGUUCAGAAUGUACAGGAACAAUAUGGUGCACGGCAUUGUUGCUGAUUUGGAAUUAUCCAUAUCAGAUGUCGAACGUCGUCUCAAGAACUAUGAGUACUCGACUCCAAAUGACCUGGUGGAUGAGCUGAACAAAGCUCUAGAUGACGCUGCAGCGAAUAUUAUCAAGUUCCUGGACAUCGUCCAGUAUUCCGGGCCUGCUAGCAGCACUGAUGACGUCAUGAGACAGUAUAGCACUGAGCUGGAUCAGAAGCAGCUCGCUUUGCAGAAAGAGGAGAUGGAAAAAAUAUAUCAGCAAAUAACGAAGAAAAUUAAAAGCGGGUCGACAUUGAACUUAAUACGUACAAUACAUAAAGGCGAUAACGGGUGUGAAACGAAGAAAGGCGUCAAAAUAAUGUUGGCAGAAGUUAGGGCAAUGACGACUAAUCUAAGAAAUCUUAUUUACAAGACUUCUGAAGGCUGGCCAGAUUUAGUCGUGUGGCUUUUGAAUGGUGGAUCCAGGGUAGCGUACACCAAGAUACCUACUGCGGAGAUUAUACACUCGGUGAUCCCCGAACAAAGCGGUAGGGAUUGCGGGAGGGUUCAGACUGUGUAUGUGAAGCCACUAAAAUGUCCUAAGCACGUGAACACUCUAGCAACCGGUUGCUAUUGUAUAGCUGGUAAGAUCGAGCUGCUUCUGUGGAUGGGGCUGUACCGACAGAACUCAGGGUUCGAGAACAGCCUUCCAGGCGGACUCAAGUUGCGUGUCAAGGAUUAUGAGAUGGUCGUCAAGAGUACUGUCAUGAUGCUGGAGUGUCGGGUAUUCAUAUACCGGGCUAAAAUCAACAACAUCAUAGACAACUCGAACGUCUCUUAUGUGUUUGUCAGAGCGAAUGCGAUGAAUUCUGUGAAGGAGACAAAAGUAAAGCAAAAAACAUCUACUCCGGUUUGGAACCAGGUCAUCAGAAUUCAAAGAAUGAUUUUCACUACGACGGAAAAGCUGGUAGCCAGUCCCCCUGUAGCGCUUAUUGAAGUUUACGAGAAUGAACUAUCGGGCAAGAAUGACCUAAUUGGUCGAUUCCAAAUUCAGCCUAUUCUAGACGAUAGACAAAGCUUUGAACAUGCUCCAAAACUGCAGUGGUACGAGCUUUACAAGGGCGUAGAACUUACUGGACAGAUCCUUAUGUCAGUGCAGUUAUUGCAGGUAAGAGAGUAUGGACACUAUGAACUGAUAUUUCCUUGGCUGAAAAAAAGUUAAUUAACUAUGUCCCUCAUGUAUUGAACGAAUACGUUGCUUACACAUUUUUAUGUAUGUGGUCGUCCCAAAGAGAACAUUUUGUUUUAAA
Ostrinia furnacalis (Asian corn borer) is the source of this 2265-nucleotide messenger RNA. Its product is annotated as otoferlin-like. Gene Ontology annotation, biological process: plasma membrane organization. The record is from RefSeq and is a predicted model, not a curated record. Gene Ontology annotation, cellular component: membrane. Lineage: Eukaryota; Metazoa; Arthropoda; Insecta; Lepidoptera; Crambidae. The transcript has 12 exons. The coding region runs from base 495 to 2177 and encodes 560 amino acids.